CUUUGCUGUAAUUUUCAAAGAGAAUACUCAAUACACUAUGUUCAGUAAUUUUGUUAUUAUUUAUUAUAUCUGAACGUAGGUAGUGUUUACUGUUUAAAUUAACUUUGGACAAACUCGUACAAUUUACCGUUGUAUGCUAUUGUCCAUUACGAAAAUAAUUAUUCAUUAACGUGUUUCUACUAUCACCAAAAAUGAGCAUGAGAAUGCAAUAUAGAAGUUUCUUCAACAAAUAUUAUAUAGCAGACGGAUUUAGCGAGGAUUGUGAAUUUUUAAUUCAAAAAUGCACACAGUUAGAAACACUUACUUUUUACUCAUUUAGUAGCAUAUGGAAGGAGCUAAAUUUUAGCUGUCUUUAUUGGGGAAGAUCUGGUAGUGCAGAAGUGGCAGAAGUAUCGGAAGAGCUUAUUUUUAUUGCCAAGAGAUACAUGAUAGAUUACACAGAUGAUUUUCAGAUGUCCAGGGGUUGCUGUUUUCCGCUUGCCAUCAGAAAACCAUAGCUGGUCUAUUUGUAGUGUACGCCCUAGUCACUACGCAACCAUACACAAACUUUGCAUACUUUCGACUUGUUCCUGAAGAUGUCGCUGCUAUAAAGAAAAUAGAAGCAAUGGCCCGCGAACAGAACAGAUUAGACGUGUUAUAUAUAUUGGGAUCUCUGUUGGUUAAAUACACUUAUUGUACUGCCGUGGAAAGAGACAGAGGGUUGGAGUCACAAUAUAGAAAGUAUAGCGAUGGGUCAUUUGCCCGUGACGGUAUAAGUUUCCGUGGUGUCCUUAAUAGAAAAGGUGAAGAGGUUGAAUUGAUUAAAGAUCUGGGUGUCAUAUGCAAGCGGUAUGCACGUGCGAGGGACGCUGCUAUGGGUGAUGAUGCGACACAGUUUAAUAAUCAAAAAUAUAUAAACGAAAAUUUUGCAACACAACUGAAUGAAACUUUGCAAAACACUAUCAAGGGAAUAACCACAAAUGAUGUUGCAGACGAAGAAGAAGAGCAACACUUAAAUAUCAAGUCAAUCAAGGACAAAGCUAUGAAGGGUACAGCAAUUUUUAAACACCAAAAAACUGUUUUGGACCACAGAGAAAAUUCAAUACCAGAUCAGAAAAAGAAUGUUAUAAAACCUGGUAAGAUCAAAAGAAGCAGCCCAAGGAAGGUUAAUUUAUCACCUCGUAAAAGGAAACAGUCUUCAACUUCUAGCACAAAAGGUGGAAAAGUGAAAAACAGGAAACAAUCUAAUAGCACGGCUGAAGAAGAUUUAGAAUUAGAUUUGGAUAAAUUUGAUAAGGAAGUUACAGAAUCUUCGCAAACUGAAGAUGAAAAUGAAACAACAAUUGAGUGCAGUAACAAAGAUGUCACGAAAACUACUAAAACAACAGAACUGAAUGAGAAAUUAAGUACAAGCCCAUCAGAAAAAGAAUUAAAUGGUGUAAAUGAAACAGAACCAUCAACAUCUAAAGGCUUUGAUGAACUAGAAUGUGGAAAAACGCGUCGUUCUAUUUUAAGAACCCGCCUGAAAAGGGUUGGGGUUUGGCCAAUUGGAAAUUACUAUGAUGAUAAUCAAUAAUAAGAUUGUAAUUUCAGAGUUCAUUACUGUCCCAGCAAAACGAACUCAAAGGCGAAAUAAUUAUUUUGUCUGCUUUUUCCAGUUCCAAUGGUAGCAUUGGUUGAGGGAAGGAUAUUUGGUAUAUAAAGAAUUGUUUAUUACAUACAGUAUUAGGUUCCAAAUAAAUAAAAACUAUGAUGCAA
Leptidea sinapis is the source of this 1737-nucleotide messenger RNA. Its product is annotated as snRNA-activating protein complex subunit 1-like. Gene Ontology annotation, cellular component: snRNA-activating protein complex. The record is from RefSeq and is a predicted model, not a curated record. Gene Ontology annotation, biological process: snRNA transcription by RNA polymerase II; snRNA transcription by RNA polymerase III. Lineage: Eukaryota; Metazoa; Arthropoda; Insecta; Lepidoptera; Pieridae. The coding region runs from base 605 to 1555 and encodes 316 amino acids. The transcript has 9 exons. Gene Ontology annotation, molecular function: sequence-specific DNA binding.